Neolamprologus brichardi is the source of this 498-nucleotide messenger RNA. Lineage: Eukaryota; Metazoa; Chordata; Actinopteri; Cichliformes; Cichlidae. The record is from RefSeq and is a predicted model, not a curated record.
CAGGCCUUCAAGGGGCUGAACAAGCUCGUCUACCUCUACCUGUCCAACAAUGACAUCGGCACCAUCAAGCCCGGCGCCUUUGAGGAUCUCACCGAGCUCACCUACCUCCACCUAGACGGGAACCAGAUCAGCGACCUGCCAAAGGGCAUCUUCUCCCCAAUGAUCAACCUCUUUGUUCUGCAGCUCAGCGACAACAAGCUGCGGGAGCUGCGUCAGGGGACCUUCUCGGGCGCCAAAGACCUGCGCUGGCUGCACAUUAGCAACAACGAGCUGACGACGCUGCAUGCGAGCUCUCUGGACGACGUAGAGAACCUCGCCAUACUUCACCUGGAUGGCAACAAGAUGUCCACUUAUCCCAGCGUGGCAAUGAGCAAACUGCGGGUGGUGGAGGAGCUCACGCUGGGGAAGAACCCCAUGAAGACUAUCCCUGACAACGCCUUCCAGAGCUUUGGGCGCUACAUGGAGAAACUACACCUGGACAACAUGGGUCUGGAGAAG